CCUUAAAGAGAAACAACAAAACUAAAAGGAGAUUAUCAAAAAUUGAACAAAAUAAUUAAAUUAUCCUAUAACUAGUGAUUAUUAAAUGAUAAAAAUAGGUUUAAAUUGAUAACGGAUUAUGGCACCACCGCCUCAAAGAAGGAACGCGACACAUUCUAGACCAUCGGCAACAACUCCGAUGUCUGAAAGACAACAAAUGGCCCUAUUAAUGCAAAUGACUUCAUCGACAACAGAAGCUGAAUUAAGUCCAAACAGUCAGAAUAAUAAAGCUAAGGAUAGAAAUGAACGAGGUGAAACACCACUUCAUAUUGCCGCGAAAAAGGGAGAUUUGGAAGGAGCUAAAAAAUUGCUGGAACAAGGAUCAAAUCCAAAUGUUACAGAUUUUGCUGGAUGGACACCAUUGCAUGAAGCAGCAAAUCACGGACAUUAUCAUUUGGCUCAGAUACUUAUUAAAUUUGGAGCAAAUGUCAUGGCUACUGGUUUAGAUGACAUGACUCCUUUACAUGAUGCUGCCAGUUUUGGAAAUCAAAAGCUCGUUAAGAUGCUAAUUGAAAAGGGUGCAGAUCCUUUAUUUAAGAACAAAAAAGGAAAAUCUCCUCAAGACUUAGCACAUCCAUCUGUAGUAAAUUUCUUCAACACUGUUUUCACAGACAUGGCAAAUAAGCAACAAAAGAAGACAGUUGGAGAUUUAAAGAAAUCGGCAGAGAAUGAGGAUACAGGAACAGUGGCAUCGACAAGCUCUGCACCAUCAGACAUUUAUGAAUUUGUUUCAACACCAAAACAUUCAUCGUGCAGUUCCGGAGAUGAAAAUCCAAUAAAAAGUUUUAAUAAAUCGUCAGAUGAAAAAAGUGGUACGGAUAGUGACUCGCCAACAAUGAAUGCAGUCCCAUUAAAUGUUCAACAGAAAAGGACAUUAAGUGAUCAGGUUGAUCGAAAUGAUGGAACGUCAUCGCCAACAGAUGAUGAUUCUAAACGAAAGAAAAGGAAAGAUUCAGAUUUUGUGGUCAAAGAUGGAGGAAUUAAGGCUAGUGGAACAUCAACAGGAACAAGUAGGCUUGGAUCUCGAAUAAUUGGUCAAAAAAUUCCUGGUCCAGCAUCGAAAACAUUAGGUUUGAUGAAUAAAACUGGUGGAAAUAUUGAACGUAAAAGUCCUUGCGAAACUCCAAAUGUUCAAUCAGCAAAAUCACCAGAAACUGAAAUUGAUAAUGACGAUUCGAAGAAUGGAGAAGGUCCGAAAGUGCCACCAUUAAAAAUAGUAAUACCACAACAACAAAAUUCAGCUGGUCCUUCAAACGACUCACAAGAAGGAGUUCAAAAUUCAAAUUUGCGUGCAAAUAAAACAACAAUAACAAGAAAUGUCUCAGGACAUCCUUAUAUUAUGACAACUGCAAACGAAAGUAGUAAUAUAACAAAUGAAAAGGAGUCAAUUAGUACGAUAACAUCAGUAGCAGCAACAAUAACAAGAGGACAAAGUCCAUCUGUUGAUUCCAACAAGUCGAGCGAUGAUACAAAGCCUUCAAGUAAAUCAAAAGAAUCGCGCAUUUUAAGAAGUUCGCAAAGAAGUGGAAAGGAUUCGAAAGAUGAUCGAAGUUCCAAUAAUUCAUCUCCUCAAUUGCCAGUUAGUUCAACACCGUCACCAGCUGCUCAAAACACAGACAGUUCCUCAAAUGGAAAUGGAAAUGAUUCAGAAGGACAUCAUUUAGUACAAACAGUCCAGACUUCUUCAAUUCAGACAUCUGUCAGUUCGACAUCUGCAAUAGUUUCGACGUCAACGUCGUCGCUACAAGUUUCAGCAGCAGCAAAUAGUAAUAAUCAACAAUCAACACAAUCUCAACAACAGGCACAAGGAACGUCAACAGCGUCAACAUCAUCGCAAAGUUCGUCUGUUGAUCUUCAUCCCAGGAAAAGAAAAAUUAAAGCAAGCAGUAAGGAAUCAUCACAAAAUUCCUCAUCCUCUUCGUCUACAUCAUCAUCAUCGUCAUCUAAUGUAGAUAUUAAGGAUAAUAAUUCAAAAGAUGGACAGGAAAAAUCAAAUGAAUCAGUUCAUCCUCAUGAUCAACCGUUUGCUAAUUGUUAUCAAAUGUAUAUAGAUUUAAGGAAACAGAUUGAACAGAGACACAGAAAUUUACAUCCAAUAGAACCGAGACCUCUCAAGGGACUCGAAGAUUAUCUCAUGAAUCGUAGAACUUAUUCUUUGCAAGGUAAGACACCUACUGAGCCAAAUAUCAUCAUUCCGCCACUUUUACCAACUCAAAUGAAAGAUACGUUUGUCGAGCAAGAAAAAGAGCGGCACAGACUGAAAAUGAAGCACAUUGUCGAAAAGGAAAAAUUAGUUUUAUCAAAAGAACAAGAAAUUCUUCGUGUCCAUUGUAAAGCAGCCCAGAUGAUUGCAAAUCAAUCACAACCAUUCUCAGUUUGCACAAUGCUCAAGGAUGAAGAAGUUUACAACAUAAUUACUCCUGAACAAGAAGAAAAAUAUAGAAAUAAAAAUAGAGAGAGAUCUCAUGGCAGAGUAUUUUAUCAAGCCCUGAAAGAACUGGAUGACAAAUGGGAUAAAAUUAAGGAGGCGAUGAUAAUUAGACAUACAAAUGAAGCAGAAAGUCUUCAUGCUGUUCAGAAAAUGGAUUGGGAUUGGAAAUUAAAGGAAUUAGCACUUUGUGAUUACAAGGCAACACCUGAAAUUGAAGAACUACAUGUCCCAAUGGUUGAUGUUAGUGACGAAUAUACUACUCCAAGCACGAGCGAUUAAAAUUACACUCCAAAGGAGUAUAAAUCUUUAAAGGAUCUAUUAAAUAAUAUAUUUAAAUAAAUUAUUAUUCCUAUUUACGAUGAAUAAAAUCAUCCAAAGUCUUAACGU
This is a messenger RNA of Chironomus riparius, 2857 nucleotides long. Lineage: Eukaryota; Metazoa; Arthropoda; Insecta; Diptera; Chironomidae. The record is from the annotation of a GenBank genome assembly.